AUGAACAAACUUAAUCUCAUCAUUAUCUUUGUCUUAUUUGGCACUACUCAUACACGUCAAAUUGGUUCGAUAUCUGAUCAUGUAUUUACUUAUUCCUAUUCAUUUCAAACAAAUGACUUGCCGAUAACAUUACAAAAUAUAACAUCAUGCAGUGCUUGCAUUUGUACUGCUUUUAUGUCUUCAAUUGAUUAUGUGGCUAUCAAUUGUUAUAACAACAACAAUACUUGUCUGCUGUUACCUUCUUCAGCUAGUAGUAUAGGUAUUGUUUCAUCCCAAAACAAUUCAUUGUACAUACUAUCCAGUACGAUAAUACCACUGAUUACUGUAGGUAGUUCUACUAGUCUAUCCUCAACUAGUAUACCCGAUACUACUUCUAUACCAAGUAGCACUAGUUCAACAUCCACAAGUACAAGCUCUUCAUCAACUAGUAUCACUUCAACAUCAAGCAGCACUAGUUCAACAACAUCCCGUACUACUUCAACAUCGAGCAGUACCAGUUCAACAUCAAGCAGCACUAGUUCAACAACAUCCAGUACUAGUUCAACAUCAAGAACUACUAGCUCAACAACAUCCCGUACUCCUUCAACACCGAGCACUACUAGCUCAACAACAUCAACUACUAGUUCAACAUCGAGCAGUACUAGUUCAACAUCAAGCAGCACUAGCUCAACAACAUCCAGUACUAGUUCAACAUCAAAAACUACAACUUCAACAACAUCUAGUACUAGCUCAACAUCAAGCAGUACUAGUUCAACAUCAAGCAGUACUAGCUCUACAUCAACUAGUACUAGUUCUACACCAACUAGUAGUAGCUCUACACCAACUACUAUCGGUGGUAGUGCGAAUUCAGGUAGUGGCAAUUCUGGAAAUGGCAAUAACCAAUAUUCAGGAUACGGACAGGCCAACUACCAUUGA
Adineta steineri is the source of this 915-nucleotide messenger RNA. NCBI's taxonomy places the organism in Eukaryota, Metazoa, Rotifera, Eurotatoria, Adinetida, Adinetidae. The record is from the annotation of a GenBank genome assembly.